UGCUCCUUCACAUCUACCUUCACUUCGACAGUCCUGUGGGUAAUCAUGGCAGACGAGGAGGUGAUACCACGCAGGAGCCUUGAGUUUGCAGAGAGCUCAGUGCUGGAAGCUGUGGUGCCUGCAAGUACCGACAUCGACAUCAAGAGCGAGAUCGACUCUUGGGAUGGUGCAGCAGACGACAAUGGUUCCAUAUUGCCGUUCCUAGCACAACGAAAUGUGCUACUUCUCGAUGAACUCCUGGCCGUAUGUGUUGUUUUCCAAACGCCGCUGUUAGACGAAGCGACCUUGAAGUCGUACCUUGCAAGACUGGUGAUCAACGUUGAGGCUUUUGCAUUCAGUACGGUUCCCCCGUCUGAUCAGGAUCCAAAAGCUACGCCUCCCAAAGAAGUCAUCUUCUCAGGUACCGUUAAUCACACAGAUGAACCUACGGUUGUCAACCAUGGUGAAGGGGACAGUGCUCAUACUUAUGUCAUCUGGAAGGUGGAUGUCUUCAUAGCUCGUCCUCAGGGCAGAUUUCACAAGCCCGCAGUAUACUUCCAACCCACAGCAUCCUUUAAGCCAGAAGAAAAGCCUCAAAAAGACGCGUCGGAGGAUGACUACCUUCCAAGCGGCGUGCCAACACCAUUGAAUCUGCUGCAGUCAUUCGAGAAUGAUCCCGCUCUUGUUGGUGUCCACCCACGACUUUCAGCAAUGCGUAUCAGCAAGGUCACUCCGACUGCCCCUGCUGCAAAAGAAAUGGCUCGACCGAUCCGAAACGGACAAAGACUACUAUUUCGUGUGCUGCCGCCUUUGAUAUGGAGGAUACGUUAUUCGAGGAUUCAAACAUCAAUAAGCGACUUGUCUUUGAUGGCCUCUUUGGAUCUGGAAGUCGCCCAAUUCGCUACCUACGACGUCAGAAUCAAGAAGGUCAGCCUGGCUCUGCAUGGAGGCAAGGUUCAAGAGUUGAACGACGUGCUGGAUACCGCGACGAGCCACAAGCCUGGUGACCAGCUGACGUUUCUGUAUAAGAUUCGGCCUGAUAUCGGUACCGAUGGAACACCAGCACUCGGGAGCAAGGGUCAUUACUUGACGUUGAAUGUUGAGGCAAAUGUCACAAUGUCUGAUCAUUGCCAUCCAGAUAUUGCUAUCGAGUGGAAGACGCCCGUUGACUUUCCGUCAGAACAAGCGCUCAACCUGGCCAAGGCUAGUCACCGGCAGAGUAGCUCCACAACACAGAGCGCGAACGCAGUCAAUCCUGACGCUCUUGUCCCCCAAGAUGCACAAGAUCAACCGGAGCAGGACGCUUCAACCAACGACGUCAAUGUCACUCUGACAGUAUCUGGGCCGCCCAGUGUCAAGGUUGGCGAGAUCUUCACCUGGGAUGUGUUUAUAGUCAACCGAUCGGACAAAACGCGAAGGCUGGCAGUUCUGGUCAUCGCGAAAAGACCGAGAGACUCGGGGAAGCACAAAUCACAUCCAUCCGUCUCUUCUGUAGGCGGACCUCGAGCGGACAAGAAGGAGUUGUUUGGGACGGCGGUAGUUGACGAAAACGUCGUGUACGCUAAGCAAAAGAGUGCGAGGACCGAUACAGCGGACUUGAUCUGCUUGACAACCGACAUACGGCUCGGGCAACUCUCACCCGGCUCCUGCUACACAGCCGACCUCAAGUUUCUUGCGCUUUCUGCAGGAGUUUUGUUCGUGGAAUCGAUACGAGUCGUCGAUCUGGUCACCAACGAAGCUGUUGAUAUUCAUGAUUUACCAAGUAUCAUUGCUGUAGCCUCGUGAGCUCGCAACACCUCCUAUAGCUUAGACUAUCUUUAGUCAAUGAAGCGUGCAAUGCAGAUACUCCA
Alternaria rosae is the source of this 1829-nucleotide messenger RNA. Its product is annotated as TRAPP trafficking subunit Trs65-domain-containing protein. Gene Ontology annotation, cellular component: trans-Golgi network; TRAPPII protein complex. Lineage: Eukaryota; Fungi; Ascomycota; Dothideomycetes; Pleosporales; Pleosporaceae. The coding region runs from base 46 to 1764 and encodes 572 amino acids. Gene Ontology annotation, biological process: intra-Golgi vesicle-mediated transport. The record is from RefSeq and is a predicted model, not a curated record. The transcript is spliced from 4 exons.